Messenger RNA from Suncus etruscus (white-toothed pygmy shrew), 969 nucleotides. RefSeq names its product ring finger protein 170 (gene RNF170). Lineage: Eukaryota; Metazoa; Chordata; Mammalia; Eulipotyphla; Soricidae. The record is from RefSeq and is a predicted model, not a curated record. The transcript has 8 exons. Bases 150 to 926 code for a protein of 258 amino acids. Gene Ontology annotation, molecular function: ubiquitin protein ligase activity.
CACUUUCCGGAAGUAAUCGCUAAAGUCUCAGUCUCCCGGCUGUGGCGAGGUCUCCGCGCUGGAGAGGAAAUGCAACAUCAGAGUGAUCCCAUAUUCCAGGCAAUUCAAAGAAUUCUGACCUAUAAGCUGAGCUUAGUUCCAGACUUGGAAUGGCCAAAUAUCAAGUUGAAGUUCAAAGUUUGAAGCUGGAUGAUGAUUCAGUUAUAGAAGGAGUUAGUGAUCAAGUGCUUGUGGCAGUCGUGGUCAGUUUUGCUUUGAUUGCUACUCUGGUAUAUGCACUUUUCAGAAAUGCACACCAAAACAUUCAUCCAGAAAACCAAGAGCUAGUAAGGGUGCUUCGGGAGCAACUUCAGACAGAACAGGAUGUACCUGCUGUUACUCGGCAGCAGUUCUACACUGACAUGUACUGUCCAAUCUGUUUACAUCAAGCCUCCUUCCCUGUUGAAACAAACUGUGGACAUCUUUUUUGUGGUACAUGCAUUAUUGCAUACUGGCGGUAUGGUUCAUGGCUUGGGGCAAUCAGUUGUCCAAUCUGUAGACAAACGGUAACUUUACUACUGCCAAUAUUUGGGGAAAAUGACCAGUCUCAGGAUGUUUUACCGUUGCAUCAAGAUAUUAAUGAUUAUAACCGGAGAUUCUCAGGGCAGCCUAGAUCUAUUCUGGAAAGAAUUAUGGAUCUACCCACUUUACUGAGGCAUGCAUUCAGGGAAAUGUUUUCAGUUGGGGGCCUUUUCUGGAUGUUUCGUAUCAGGAUAAUACUUUGUUUAAUGGGAGCUUUUUUCUAUCUUAUAUCACCUCUGGAUUUUGUACCUGAAGCCUUAUUUGGAAUUUUAGGCUUUCUAGAUGAUUUCUUUGUCAUCUUUUUGUUGCUGAUCUACAUCUCUAUUAUGUAUCGAGAAGUGAUUACACAGAGACUAAACAGAUGAAAAAUAAAUUUACUAAAAUAUUUGAAUAUUAAACCAAACAAAA